CUGGUUUCUGAACAGAAUAUUUCUGUAGGAGAUGCCACGUUCUAUAUUAAAAAACCUGGUAAAAAUGAAAUAAAACAUAUAAAUAAGACUGGAUCUAUGUCUUUAACAUUCCGAAGUGUUACUAAUUUUAUUCGUGAGAUAUUUCUACCGGUUGGUUAUCCUGAAAGCGUUAGUGAAGACUACUGGAACUAUCAAGUAUGGGAUACAGCACAGGCAUUCUGCAGUACUAUUAUUGGAGCUUUUACUACUAGAUCUAUCCUGAAAGGUGUUGGGGUAGGAAAUCAAGAAGCCAACGCCUUAUCAGCAGCAGUGACAUGGAUUCUGAAAGAUGGAAUGGGUAUGAUAGGAAGAAUCGUUUUUGCUUGGUGGAAAGGGUAACUACAUAUUAAUAUUUA
This is a messenger RNA of Diabrotica virgifera virgifera (western corn rootworm), 395 nucleotides long. Its product is annotated as RUS family member 1-like. The coding region runs from base 97 to 378 and encodes 93 amino acids. NCBI's taxonomy places the organism in Eukaryota, Metazoa, Arthropoda, Insecta, Coleoptera, Chrysomelidae. The record is from RefSeq and is a predicted model, not a curated record. The transcript is spliced from 2 exons.